Messenger RNA from Penaeus indicus, 889 nucleotides. Its product is annotated as P2X purinoceptor 7-like. The record is from RefSeq and is a predicted model, not a curated record. Bases 297 to 857 code for a protein of 186 amino acids. NCBI's taxonomy places the organism in Eukaryota, Metazoa, Arthropoda, Malacostraca, Decapoda, Penaeidae. The transcript has 3 exons.
UGGAGUGUGGAUUUCUUUCUCUGAUCUUAUUGGUGUUUAUACAAACAUCUAGUGAUCUUAAAUACUUUUACUUGUUGAAAAGAACUUAUCAACAAUUUCUUGAAAAAUAUUACUUCAGGCAGUUGAAAAUCACUUAUAUCAAGCAAACUUUGUUAAAAGAAGAAGAAAAAGAAAAAAAACCACCACCAUAAUAUUCCCAUAUUCACAUUACUAUUUAAUGCACAUUUUUAUACGAAAUACUAUCCUGUCCUUGUCAAGGAUAAUAUGCAAAAAGUUAGUGGGAAGUGCAUGUGAAGAUGUCAGAACAUGAUCAUAUGCAUUCUAAUCAAAUCAAGUAUAGACACACUGAAGAUGAGUGUGAGGAAGAUGAAAUCACAGCCCUCAUUCCUGAUGCAGAAAAGCCUCUUUCACGAGUCGGCAACAAUGACUGGUGUGCUUAUGAUGUUGUAGAGUGGAAAUUAUAUAGUUGGUGUCUGUGUGGUAGUUGUACAAGGAUGGAGACUGAAGCAGAGUCCAUAUGUUGCCAGGAACAACCACCGGUACUACUCAGAGUAAUGCAAUGGAAUCAGCAAGGAUCCUGUGUGGUGCAUCACCCUUUUUUUGUCUCUGUAUGUCUCAACCCAUAUGCUCUUCAGACUAUCUACAACAGGGAUAAGAAACUCUUUGGUUCACUCUUCAAUAAACCUUUGCAUGAAAAAUACCAGAUCACAGCCUAUCGCACAUUCAAUGACUACUUUUUCAACAGCUUAAGAGGCAGUAUUACAAUUCCUCUACCUGGCUGUGUCCUUAAUACAAUCAGAAAAGCUUUCCCAAAGGAUGCUGCCAUUGGCAGCUUCCCAGGAUACUGUGAAUUGUAGUCAUGAAUGGAAAUAAACUAAUAUUUACUUUU